AUGGUGUUAACUACAGGAUUUCGACCCGAAAAGCCCCAGUAUAGGAUCAAGUGCCGGCACAGAAGUGGUAUCACCCUGACUCCUGAGAAUCAGCUCAUAAUUAAGCUACCCAAUUCAAAUGUUCUGAAGGCUACCGCUCGAUCGGUGCUUUUGGCCUUGGCCAUUAUCAUUUCUUCCUGGUUUGGAUCACUUGUCAUUUGGGACCCUUCCUUAUCUUACAGUCCUGUAGCCGAUGAGGCACCCAUCCAUGGUGAAUCAUUGUUGCCUAUGCUCCUUCGUGAUUUAAUCCGCGAGGGUCUCUUGAAAUCGGACGACAAAUCCCUGUUCGUGAACCGACACGACGAUGGCGAUGAAGAGAUAGCUCAUGGUGCCCAAAUCUUGAACGCCUACGACAUCGUCUCUGAAUCUGAUGCCGAGCGACAGAGCUCGAUCCAAGAUGACACAUUUGAUUUCGUCUUCACGUCUGGCUUCGUUGCCGGCGAGUUCAUCGAUAGAAGCAUCAAGACCGGCGGAAUUGUCGCCAUUCAAUUGAGCAAUGACGCAUCGAAUGCCUUCCACAAACCAUCAAAUUACAAAAUUGUGUACCUCAGGCAAUUCGAAUUCACUGUCUUGGCGAUGAAGAAGACCGGACCUGCUGAGAUAAAGUCACCGGCGAAGAGAUGCCUUUGCCCAUUUUCAUCGGAAGCAAAGAGGGCAGCAUUGAAUGGCUUGGAGGAUGUGCUGCUUGAACCACCACAAGCUUCUUCAGUGAAGCAAAAUAACAAAUACUUGAAGAGGACCAAAUACCUCCCUGACUUAAUGGGUGAUUCUUUAAAAGAGUACCCUCGUCGCCUAUUCAUCGAUGUUGGCUCACCGGACAAGAACGACAAUGGCGGACCGACAUGGUUCGCACAGAAUUACCCAACAAGGAACCGAGAUUUUGAGAUGUAUAAGAUAGAGACUGUAAACGAAGAGGUGUUGGAUGAAGCGGAACCACAGAUGAGAAUGUCGGACUGGGUGACGAAUAAUCUAAGAGAAGAGGACUACGUGGUAAUGAAGGCACAAGCAGAGGUAGUGGAGGAGAUGAUGAAUAGCAGAGCUAUAUGUUUGGUGGACGAGCUUUUUUUAGAGUGCGAACACCAGGGCUUGGGAGGGAGGAAGAGCAAGAGCAAGAGGGCGUAUUGGGAGUGUUUGGCUCUCUAUGGAAGGUUGAGGGACGAAGGAGUUGCUGUGCAUCAAUGGUGGGGUUGAAGAAGAUUUCGACUUUGAUUUCGACUUUGUUAGAGAGAGAAAGAGCAAGCCAGG
Telopea speciosissima is the source of this 1284-nucleotide messenger RNA. RefSeq lists its product as uncharacterized. NCBI's taxonomy places the organism in Eukaryota, Viridiplantae, Streptophyta, Magnoliopsida, Proteales, Proteaceae. Bases 1 to 1230 code for a protein of 409 amino acids. The record is from RefSeq and is a predicted model, not a curated record. The transcript is spliced from 2 exons.